Cariama cristata (Red-legged seriema) is the source of this 2402-nucleotide messenger RNA. RefSeq names its product lysine-specific demethylase 3B-like. The transcript has 7 exons. NCBI's taxonomy places the organism in Eukaryota, Metazoa, Chordata, Aves, Cariamiformes, Cariamidae. The record is from RefSeq and is a predicted model, not a curated record. The annotation marks the transcript as partial.
UGUGGAAUUCGAUGGCUGUAACUGGAAGCAACAUGCCUGGGUGAAAGUCCAUGCUGAAGAAGUUAUAGUGUUGUUGCUGGAAGGAUCAUUGGUUUGGGCACCUCGAAAUGAUCCAGUUAUGCUUCAGGGAACUCGAGUCUCACUGGCACAGUGGCCUGCACUGACCUUCACUCCUCUAGUAGAUAAGCUGGGAUUAGGCUCUGUGGUCCCAGUGGAGUUUCUUCUGGACAGACAUUUACGUUUCCUGUCUGAUGCCAGUGGAUUACGUUUGUUUCAGAUGGGAACAGAGAAUCAAAAUCAGAUUCUGCAGGAACAGCCUUCACUAAGAGAAUCUGUCAAUGCAUUGAUCAGUGACCAGAAGCUUCAGGAGAUAUUUAGUAGAGGUCCUUACAGUGUCCAAGGCCAAAGAGUUAAGGUUUACCAACCAGAGGAUGAAAAUAGCUGGCUUUGUGGUGUUGUGAGCCAUCAAGACCCGAUAACCCGGCUUAUGGAGGUGUCUGUGACUGAGAGUGGUGAAAUAAAGUCAGUGGAUCCUCGACUGGUUCAUGUGGUGAUGGAUAACGCUUCUCCAAGUGAGGGAGGGGGCCUAAAAGCAACUAAAUCAUCUAAAGGGAAAAAGAAGAAAGAAAGUCUGGAGGGGAAGGAUGGACGGAGGAGGAAAAAUGCUUCAGAUUCUGGGUGUGAUCCUGCAACAAAGAAGCUAAAGGAGAGGGGUGAGGUGGAUAGCAAUGGUAGUGAUGGAGGUGAGGCAAGCAGAGGUCCUUGGAAAGGAGGCUCCAGUAAUGAAACAGGACUGGAUCCAAGGGCCAAACAGUUGCCUUCGUUCAUUCCUCAGAUUAAUCGUAAUAUUCGCUUUGCCACUUACACCAAAGAGAAUGGCCGAACACUAGUAGUCCAAGAUGAGCCGGUUGGUGGUGACGCACCAUUGCCCUUUACUCCAUUUUCCCCUGUGGCUGGACAAGCAUUACUAGUUGGAUCUGGAUGUAAAGAGGCAGGAAAAUCACUGGAACAGGUUGGCCAAGGCACGAUGACUUCUGCAACUGCAGUUACUACAACUGCUUUGACACCAACAACUGUGAGAAUCUCUGAUACCAGUUUGCCAGCUGUUACUGGACAGGAGAAACUGAAAACAGGCCGAUCACAAGCCCAGGGAGAGAAUUCCCGAAAUUCACUUUUGGCUUCUUCUGGAUUUGGAGUCUCUCUCUCAAGUGCUUCCCAGUCCUUGGUAUUUGGGGGUGGAAGGAGCCAAGCAAAUGGAGUGGUGACUCCAGAAAGCAAGCCUUCUGGAUUUUCUUUUGGCUGUAGUACUGGACAAGAGGCUCAGAAAGAUUCUGAUCUGUCCAAGAACUUGUUUUUUCAAUGCAUGUCCCAGAAUCUACCUUCCACUAACUACUUCACGGUCAUUUCAGAGAGCUUGACUGAAGAUGCCUCUAGUCGGGACUCAUUCAAGCAGUGUACGGAGAGUGUAGGUGCUGGGAUAUGUAAAGGUAAAAUUCUUUCAGCGGACACUAAACCAGGAGCCCAGUCUGGCAGUUCUGUGGAGCGGAAACUGCCUGUGGAAUCUAUGCCUACCCUUACUCCAGCCUUUUCACGAAGUCUGUUGAAUACUCGUCCCCCAGAUAGUCAUGAAAACCUGUUUUUACAGCCCCCAAAGCUAUCAAGAGAGGAACCCUCAAACCCAUUCCUGGCAUUUGCUGAGAAAGCAGAACUUAGUCCUUUCAGUGGCUUUGCAUCUUCAUCUCAAACAGGGGUUUCCACUCCCUCUACGCCUGUGGGUCAUAAGGCCACUUCUGGCUGGCCGGAAACACUCGCCUCUACAGACUCUUCUCUAGCUAAAAAGAAAACCUUGUUUAUAACAACUGACUCCUCAAAGAUGAUCUCCAGUACUCCUGGUGCAACAGUUGCUGCUGGUGUUCAGAGCCCUUCCACUGUAGGGAAUGGCCGUUCCAGCUCACCAACCAGCAACCUGACACAGCCUAUUGAGAUGCCCACACUUUCCUCCAGCCCAACAGAAGAAAAACCAACUGUUGGGCCUGGGCAGCAGGACAAUCCUCUUCUGAAAACUUUUUCUAAUGUGUUUGGCAGACAUCCACCUGGCUUUUUCUCUUCACAGGCAGAGUUUCCACAGGAGAACAAAGCCCCUUUUGAAGCUGUGAAAAGGUUCUCUCUAGAUGAGCGGAGCUUGACAUCCAAACAGGACUCGGACUCCAGUACCAAUAGUGACCUGUCGGAUUUGAGUGACUCUGAAGACCAGUUGCAGGCCAAGGCUUGUAUGAAGGGAAUCCCAGACCACUUGAUGGCAAAACUAGGCCCCAAUGCAGAGCGCAAUGCUGAAUUGCUGCUGGGGAAAGGAAAAGGGAAGCAAGCCCCAAAGGGCCGGCCUCGCACAGCUCCCUUAAAAG